AUCUAAGCAAUUGGAGGAGCUGGAAACUACUGUCCCAGGACUGAACAAUAACGAUGAUGAGACAGUCAGCAAUGUUUCUUCUGCCUCAUCUAAGAGUCGAGUUAACGAAAGUGCAGAGUCAGGAAGCAAGCAGAUAAUUUGCAAGCCUUCUUAUUGUUUGGAAAUGAGAGGAGUGAAAAAGAACAUUAACAAAACUCCAGGAAUAAAAGGUGAAGUAGUGUUGAAAGGCAAGAGGAAAUCUGAGGAAGAUGAAGAUCUUAAAGACUCCCCCAGGAAGAAACAAAAGAUUUCUGCAGGAAGAAAACAGCAAGCAGGAGCACAACAAAAGUACAGAAGAAAAGUUCACUCUGUUCAGAAAGAGCCACAAACUUAUAGCACGGGUAGUGUGGAAGAGCAGUGGUCUUUGGAAAUUCGAGACAAAGGCCGAGCUACUUGUCCAACAUGCAGGGCUGUGGUGAGAAAGACUGUAGAAGGACUGAAGAAACAUAUGGCAAAUUGCAGGCAGGAAAUGUUCACUUGUCAUCACUGUGGGAAGCAGCUAAAGUCUUUGGGAGGAAUGAAAUACCAUGUCAUGGCAGACCAUAACAAUCAGCCACUUGUGAAGGAGGGAGGAGAAGUAGAUGAGCAGCGUGAGCGAGACCGCCUUCGGAAGGUUUUGAAGCUUAUGGGAAAACUGAAGUGUGCAAGGGAGGGUUGCACAGGCAGCUUCACCAGCGUAAUGGGAUACCUAUAUCAUGUUAAAAAGUGUGGGAAGGCUGCCUCUGAGCUGGAGAAAAUGGCUAUGAAAUGCCAUCACUGUGGAAAGGCAUACAAAUCAAAGGCAGGACUUGUCUACCACCUCCGAUCUAAGCAUGGGCCAGUUGCUUUCUUCCAUGAAGAGAGAAGAACAGAGAGCUCAAAGGAAAAUAAACUGGAGUCAGAUAGCACAGGCAGGGUUCAGAGGAGAUCCGCAAAGGUGGCAAUCUACUAUCUCCACGAGUUAGCCGGAGAAGAGCUGGCCAAAGAAUGGCCCAAGAGGAAAGUGCUGCGGGACUUGAUUCCAGAUGAUCGCAAGCUGAAAUACACUCGUCCGGGACUGCCUACCUUUAGUCAAGAUGUGCUGUGCAAAUGGAAAACAGAGAUAAAGAUGUACAGAAGAGUUCACUGCCCAAACGAGGGUUGUGAGUCUGUAUACGGGAGCGUCUCAGGACUCAAAUCUCACCUUGGCACGUGUACCUUGGGAGACUUUGUGGCUGGUAAAUACAAAUGUCUCCUUUGUGAAAAGGAAUUUAUUUCAGAGAGCGGGGUCAAGUAUCACAUCAACUCUGUGCAUGCUGAGGACUGGUUUGAUGUGAAUACAACUACCACCAAGAGCUUUGAGAAGCUAAUGAAAAACCGCCAAAGACAAGAAGAGCAGAGGAAACGACGGAAGAAACAUGCUUUGACUCAGGGCAAAAAGAAGAAAAUGGGAUCCUUGUCUGCCAAGAAACUCCCCAGUGUUGGAGUUGAAAAAAUCAGGAAGAAUAAGAGGGGUCGCCCAAAGCAGGUGGUGGACGAGAGCGAGAGUAGUGAAGAGGGAGAGCCCCAAGUUGCGCAGAGAGCGGAGUUUCCCAAAACCAGCCGCAAACAAGGCCGGAAGUAAGUCUCUGGAGGAAAAGGAGAAGUAAUCCCCAAAAUUUUCAGUUACAAGCCCCACUUCUGCUAGGCUUACAACCCACAGUGCUAACAUAAGCAACUGAAUGUCUUUGGGACUGCGAUUUCUCUCCUAACUUCUGUGACCUUGAUUUUUGCAACUGUCGCAUCUGCUUGGUUAUGAGAGACUGUAAACCAAAGCUGUGAUAUAGGGACUGCCUCUU
This is a messenger RNA of Tinamus guttatus (white-throated tinamou), 1835 nucleotides long. The record is from RefSeq and is a predicted model, not a curated record. Lineage: Eukaryota; Metazoa; Chordata; Aves; Tinamiformes; Tinamidae.